CGCCAUUAACAAAAUAGCUCAACCAAUAAACUGAAUCAACAACAAACAAUCAUGAUUCCAUCUUUGUCGAUUGAUGCCAUUGCUACUGCUAAUGCAUAUUCAUCUCGCAUUGACUUUUAUCAGUGACUCACUGACUCCGCUCUUUAUUCCUUCUCGUUUCGCCAUCAAUUAAGUAUAUUUGCUUUCUGGAUUCCAUUUCUCUUUCUAAAGUAAAGCUCACUUGCUGUUUCGCGCACACCUCUGCUAAUUUGUUUCAACAUAAAAUAUCUUACUUCGAGGCGGUUUUUCCUUUUCUUAUCCAAUUUUGUGUAAUUGGAAUUAGGAGAUGGGGCAAUGCGUGAUUGAAAGGGGUUUUUUCAUUUUUGUUGAUUGUUUGGAUAAUUUGGUGGAGUGAAUUGAGAUUUGGGAAGGAAGCCAUGUCGCAAUCGACGACGAAGAAGAGCAGCUGCUCUAGGGGGAGCUCUGUCAGGUCGAGACCAGGCGCUCGUGUAGUGAUUCAAACCCCAAUUGACGCGAAGCUCCAUGUGGAUUACGAGAAAUCCGAGCAGCAGUUUGAUUACUCCGUUUCUGUUAAUGCGUCUAGCGAUGUUCCUUCCUCGACGGUGUCUGCUUAUCUGCAGAAGAUGCAGAGGGGGAGCCUGAUUCAGCCUUUUGGCUGCUUGAUUGCUGUUGAUGACAAGAGUUUCGGUGUGCUGGCGUUUAGCGAGAACGCCUCGGAGAUGCUUGAUUUGGCCCCACACGCGGUUCCGAAUAUGGAGCAGCAAGAGGUUUUGAGCUUUGGUGUUGAUGCGAGGACUCUUUUUCAACCUUCUGGUGCUGCUGCACUGCACACGGCUGCCAAUUUUGGGGAAGUGAAUGUGCUCAAUCCGAUUUUGGUCCACACGAAAAGCACUGGUAAGCCCUUCUAUGCUGUUUUGCACAGGAUUGAUGUUGGAUUGGUUAUAGAUCUUGAGCCUGUGAAUCCAUCUGAUGUGCCUGUGACUGCUGCUGGGGCUUUGAACUCAUAUAAGCUUGCAGCAAAGGCCAUCUCUAAGCUGCAGUCUGUCUCGAGUGGGAAUAUAUCGCUCUUGUGUGACGUGUUGGUUAGAGAGGUGAAGGAUUUGACUGGCUAUGACCGUGUGAUGGUUUAUAAGUUUCACGAGGAUGAGCACGGGGAAGUCAUUGCAGAGUCGUGUGGCCCUGACUCAGAACCCUAUCUUGGGCUGCACUACCCUGCCACUGAUAUACCACAAGCAUCGAGGUUCCUCUUCAUGAAGAACAAGGUUAGGAUGAUAUGUGAUUGCUUGGCAAAGCCUGUGAAACUAGUGCAAGAUAAGGCAUUAGCUCAGCCCCUCAGUCUUGCUGGUUCUGCCUUAAGGUCUCCACAUGGCUGUCAUGCCCAAUACAUGGCAAGCAUGGGUUCCAUUGCAUCAUUGGCCAUGUCUGUAACCAUAAAUGAAGAGGAUGAUGAUGAUGAGACUGAUAGCAAUCAGCAGAAGAGAAGGAAAUUGUGGGGUUUGGUGGUUUGCCACCAUUCCAGCCCCAGAUUUGUUCCUUAUCCGUUAAGGUAUGCGUGUGAGUUCUUGAUUCAGGUUUUCGGUGUUCAAAUGAACAAGGAGGUUGAGUUGGCUGCUCAAAUGAGGGAAAGGCAUAUACUGCGAACUCAAACUGUGCUUUGCGAUAUGCUUCUUAGAGAUGCCCCAACGGGCAUCAUAAAUCAGUCGCCUAAUGUGAUGGACCUAGUCAAGUGUGAUGGAGCUGCACUUUACUACCGCAAAAAAUGCUGGUUGCUUGGAGUCACGCCCACAGAGGCACAAAUUAGGGAUAUUGCUGGAUGGCUUCUAGAAUCCCAUGGUGGCAGUACUGGAUUAAGCACAGACAGUCUCAUGGAAGCAGGCUAUCCACAUGCCACGGUUCUUGGUGAUGCUGUAUGUGGAGUCGCUGCUGUGAAAAUUACUUCCACCGACUUUCUGUUUUGGUUCCGUUCACAUACAGCAAAGGAGAUCAAGUGGGGUGGUGCGAAACAUGACCCUGUAGAGAAAGAUGAUGGGAGAAAAAUGCAUCCACGGUCAUCUUUUAAGGCCUUCCUUGAGGUGGUGAAGAGAAGGAGCCUACCGUGGGAAGAUGUAGAAAUGGAUGCAAUCCAUUCAUUGCAGCUUAUAUUGAGAGGAUCUUUGCAAGAUCAUGUUGCAGAUGAUUCCAAAAUGAUUGUGAAUGUUCCAGCAGAUGACACAAGUAUUCAUAGGGUGGAUGAGCUUCGUGUUGUUACAAAUGAAAUGGUUCGCCUCAUUGAAACUGCAUCCAUACCUAUUUUGGCUGUAGAUGCAUCUGGUUGUAUCAAUGGCUGGAACAGUAAAGUGGCUGAACUUACUGGCCUAGAUAUGGGAAAAGCUCUUGGCACACCAUUCAUUGAUCUGGUAGCUGAUGAUGCGGCUCAGAGGAUGAAACGCAUGCUAUCCCUAGCGUUAAAAGGCAAGGAAGAGAAGGAUGUGGAGAUUAGACUAAAAGCAUUUGAUUCUCAGGAAGACAAGGGUUCUAUCAUCUUGGUGGCUAACGCAUGUUGCAGUCGAGAUGUGAAGGGAAAUAUAAUUGGUGUUUGCUUUGUUGGGCAAGAUGUUACUGGGAAAAUGAGGAUAUUGGAUAAGUGCAAUAGGGUACAGGGUGAUUAUGUUGGUGUUGUGAGGAAUCCUUGUCCCCUGAUUCCUCCUAUCUUUAUGAUGGACGAGCAAGGACGAUGUGUGGAGUGGAACGAAGCUAUGCAGAAGAUAUCUGGUGUGAAGAGGGAGCAAGCCAUUGACCAAAUGCUUGUUGGCGAGGUGUUCACGGUCCAUUCUUUUGGGUGCAAGGUGAAAGAUCAGGACACGCUAACAAAGCUCAGAAUAUUACUGAGUGGUGUUAUUUCCGGGGGGAAAGAAGCUGAUAAGCUGGUAUUUGGUUUCUUCGACCAUCAACAUAAAUAUGUGGAAGCAUUGAUUUCUGCAAGCAGGAGGAUGGAUUCACAAGGCAAGGUCAGCGGAGUGCUGUGCUUUCUUCACGUCACUAGUCCUGAACUUCAACGCGCUAUAGAGAUGCAAAAAGCGAGUGAAGAGGCUGCUUCAGAUAUUCAGACGAAGUUAGCCUACAUCCGCAGUGAAAUGAGAAACCCGUUGAGUGGGAUAAAGCUUGUUCAGGACAUGAUGGGAUCCUCCUCUGAUUUGAGUAACGAACAGACACAACUACUCCACACUAGCAAAUUGUGUCGCGACCAAUUGGCCAAGAUCAUCAGUGAUACUGAUAUUGAGGGCAUCGAAGAAAGCUACAUAGAGAUAAACUCAGAUGAGUUCAAUCUGGGGGAGGCGUUACAAGUGGUAAUGAAUCAAGUGAUGAGCCUAAGCCGGGAGCGAGAGGUGCAGAUCACAAAGGAGGUGCCGGCUGAGAUGUCAAGCAUGUACCUAUACGGCGAUAUAUUAAGAGUCCAGCAAGUCCUGUCAGACUUUCUAGGCAGUGCAGUGUUGUUCACUCCUGCACUUGAAGGAUCAACAGUUGUCUUGAGACUGAUUCCCAGAAAGGAGAGCAUAGGGAAGGAUAUGCAUGUUCUCCAUCUCGAAUUCCGGAUCAGCCAUCCAGCACCAGGAAUCCCAGAAGAGUUGAUACAAGAGAUGUUCUAUCACGACAAGAGCGGAUCAUCAUCAGCGUCUUCGUCUUCGAGGGAAGGUCUGGGACUGUACAUGAGCCAGAAGCUGGUGAAGAUCAUGAACGGCAGCGUGCAGUACCUUAGAGACGCGGAGCGGGCGUGUUUCAUUAUCGUUUUGGAAUUCCCAGUAGCAGCUGCUAAAUGAUCGCACCAUCAAAUUCAUCAAUCCAAUAAUUAAGCUGUCAAAUAUUAUUCUUCACCUUCACUUGUGUAUAUAUAUAUAUAUAUGUAUGAAUGUAUCUGAUUUUAUUCAAAAUCGUCUAUACUUUUUCUAA
Salvia hispanica is the source of this 3927-nucleotide messenger RNA. It is a transcript of the gene PHYC, whose product is annotated as phytochrome C. Lineage: Eukaryota; Viridiplantae; Streptophyta; Magnoliopsida; Lamiales; Lamiaceae. The record is from RefSeq and is a predicted model, not a curated record. Gene Ontology annotation, molecular function: photoreceptor activity; protein homodimerization activity; phosphorelay sensor kinase activity. Gene Ontology annotation, biological process: regulation of DNA-templated transcription; protein-tetrapyrrole linkage; red, far-red light phototransduction.